CAGUGGCUGCUGGGAGUCGUGUGACCGCGCGCCCGACGGGUCAUGUAGUGUCAAUGUGUCAGUGAGCAGUGUUGACAUCCUUCAUCAUGAGGACUUUCUUCUUCUGCUGGGUCAUCGUUUCUUCGAUGCAAGUGGCCCGGUGCCUGAGAAACGUAAGUCUACUGGUGAUGCCACCUGCCGUGCAGAAGGGACAACAUGCGGCCCUACUGUGCCUGUACGACCUGGAGGAGGCUCCCCUGUACUCUGUCAAGUGGUACCGAGGUAACCACGAGUUCUACCGGUACUCUCCCACCGAUACUCCGCCUAACAAGAUAUUUCCGUUUGACGGUAUUCAUGUCGAUCUGUCAAUGUCAAACGCGACCCAAGUGAUGCUGCAGAAUGUACAGUUCAAGCUGAGUGGCAACAUCAGUUGUGAAGUGAGCGCGGACUCUCCCUCCUUCUCCACCGCCAUCGUCUCCAGGCAUCUCAUGGUCGUGGAUUUACCAGAUAGCGGACCUGAGAUCCACACAGAGAAGGAAAGGUACGAGCCUGGAGACGUCCUCAACGCCAACUGUACCUCACCGCCCUCAAAACCUCCUGCUUUUCUCAGCUUUCUCCUCAACAACCAGCCGGUUGGUAGGCCUGAGACCCAGAAGAUUCCAGGACCAGACCUGUUGCAGUCCAGUUCUCUGACUUUGACAGUUCAGUUGCUACCUUCUCACUUCAACAAUGGCCAGCUGAUUCUCAAGUGUACGGCCAUCGUCGCCACUCUCUACCGUGAGUCCACCGAGAUCCAUCUUGGCGUCUCACCCCGGGAACCCAUCCCGGAGAGAGUGACAUCUCCUAACGUGGCCUCACACACGUCUACAGCUACAGCUACGGUGCACCUAGUGUUGCUCCUGAUUGCUUUGUACAGUGGAAGAUAGUACCUCAGCCUAUUGACAGCUUAGAGACACCGCCCUGGUACUUCGCGGCAGCACUGACCGUCGAUAAGCAAAACACAUGCAGUUUGGAAAAUUUUGUUAUUUGUUAGAACGUUUUUUUAAUACACUUUUUCUAAUUAAUUUAAUCUAUCAAGUAAAAUAUUUCAUCUUAUGGCAUUGUUUUGUUAAUCUUAUUUUAUUCUUAUUUGGUUGUAAUUGUUAAUGUUACCCUGAAUAUAUAUUAUAUAAUUGUGUUGUUACUUAUUUAUAUAUAAGUACCAAAUACAAAUGGUAUACUAGUUUACUUGGUACACAUAAUUUCCAAAUACUGCCACAUACAAGACAUCUUACAAGUUACCGAUUCAUUCUACCUUACAGCUCUCUGAGUUGUACUGAGGCGUAACCUACGCUACAAUCACGUGGUGCGUAGUUGCCUUUACAGACGUUCUAUGGUGUUUGUCAUAGAUUACUGUGUUAGAGAUAUUUUUGAAUGAUGUGUGUAUAGUGUUAAGUGAUACAUUAUUGACGUUUUCGUUACAGACCGAUAACCUGGCGGUGUGAUAAACUAAGAGGACAGACGUUUUGUAAAUAUGCAGAGUGUGGUAUUUAUUGUUACGUUAAGUAUUAAGGUGCUCAAAACCAAAUAUAUAUUCUGUUGUAUUUGGUACGUUACUACAAACUGGUUUUGUUCAAGUUUGUAAUUAGUUUUACACGUAUAUUUUUCACGUUUGCUUUUUACUGUCAUUAAACGAGUAAUAAUAACAAGAUGUAAGAAUAAAUAAUGAACUGUAAAACAGGGUAAUGUUGUGAAAAAUGUAAUUCGUUAUGAUAAUUCAGUAGCGUUUUGUUAUUUUUGUAUUGACUGCAAUCUAUAUUACAAUCCUGUUUUUUUUCUCGUAGUUUACCAAUAUAAAUCACAUAACCUCAACAAUGGAACUUUGAGUUCCUGUCACUAGUUAUUUUGUAAAAUAGAAAAGCAGCUGGCUUAGUUAGAACGAUCAUAGACUGGGUGAUCCUUGUACCCUGCGCUUGUGAGUAGAUCUAGACAUAAACAGCUAAACGUUACAAACAUUGAUAAAGUUUACCGUUACGUUACAGCUGCAAAACUGUGGUACUCAAGAACGACUUCAACGUAUGGCAAAGUGGUGUACAAACAAAACAUUUAACUCUUUAUUGCAUAGUUUUAAUGCAUAUUGAUACAGUUUUGUAAUAAAGUAUAAUUAGUUACAUAAAGACGUAAAUAUAUUAUAAUCACAUGUUUAUGAUAGGUUAAUGUUUAAUUUUAAUGUUAUUAUUGAAAAUUGUACGUAAAAUGUUUCUCAAUAA
Homalodisca vitripennis (glassy-winged sharpshooter) is the source of this 2228-nucleotide messenger RNA. RefSeq lists its product as uncharacterized. The record is from RefSeq and is a predicted model, not a curated record. Bases 87 to 905 code for a protein of 272 amino acids. The transcript is spliced from 6 exons. NCBI's taxonomy places the organism in Eukaryota, Metazoa, Arthropoda, Insecta, Hemiptera, Cicadellidae.